Messenger RNA from Hydatigera taeniaeformis, 276 nucleotides. NCBI's taxonomy places the organism in Eukaryota, Metazoa, Platyhelminthes, Cestoda, Cyclophyllidea, Taeniidae. The record is from the annotation of a GenBank genome assembly.
AUGAGGCGUUUACAUGACGACGUGACACCUAAGAUACUGACAGGUCACUCGAAGGAACAGCUUAUCUGUCUAGACAGGUUGAACUCACCUGACACAUCCCAUGACACGGAAUGCUUUAGUAUGUCGACCACUCCAAAUCCACCUUCCCAAGAGUCUGAUUCUAUUGAUGACGUAUCAGAGGAAGACCGAAACGUGGCUGUGGACGAGGAGGGGGAAGUACAAGUGGAUGAUUCGGACGAUGCGCUCGAGGAAUCACGACCACUACUGAAGGAAUAA